Molecule: messenger RNA, 6272 nt
Organism: Linum trigynum
Lineage: Eukaryota; Viridiplantae; Streptophyta; Magnoliopsida; Malpighiales; Linaceae
Source: the annotation of a GenBank genome assembly
UUAUAAUUAUUUCCACCAAAAUAACCAUUUGAUAGCCACCGACAAUGUUUAUGUGUCUGAAUCACCUACCCGCGUAAGCUUUUCUUUUUUGUAUUCAUAGAACUCGAGUCGCUGUCUUCUGAUGUGUCCCUAGUUUCCAAAGGCAAAAAGCUCAAUCAACACAAAAAUAAACCAUAAAAUCUUUGACAUUACCUAAACUAACGGGUUGGCGCUAGUACGCAAGCUCCGUCGCUUAUGAUUCUCAUCACAAUCCUCUUUUUUUUUUCUUUUCUAAGAGCGCGUGCAACAUCGUGUACCCGAACUCGACUGCUUUCAUGAAUUUGUCAUCUCUAAGAAACUCGAGUGAUUAUUAUCACAUGCUUAUCUUCCGUGCGGGCAUCUAGCACUCAAGUUUCUAGACCGACCCUAACUCGGACUAACGAUCUGAUAUGGUGAACCUCCGAAUGCCUAUUCUACUUCCCAAGUUCCCUUCAUAACUCUAUCCUCCGGCGCUUGGAAUCGAUUGUAGUCAUUGACAAUAACUUAUUGAAUCCAUCAUUUGGGCUCAAAUCAUAAAUUAAAGUUUGCCUCUCAGGUUCCCUUCUUGACCAUAUCCUCCGGCUGAAAUCUCAGUCUUUGGAAAAAAAAACAAUUAUCUAUAAAUGUAGCUAGAUAUAUAUUAGAUAAUAGGAAGAAAAGGAAAGACUAAAGAGCCCCACACAAAGAUGAUCGGUGGAGACUGCGGUGGAGCCCGCCGCCGGGCGAGACACAGACAAAGGAUAUAAGAAAUCCGGCGACCAGAUCCCGCGGCGGGGCGAGUCGGCAAAAACUACGCAGUUAUCCAACCAACGGAUGACAGCCCCAAAACCGCUUGACACAAAACGACGGCGUACGCCAUUGGUUCAUUCAUUCCCCACGCAACAACGUUGUAUAAUUUACCAAGUGAAGUAAAAAAAAAAAAAACAUUUAGAACAAGCAAGUUAAAAUUGUUGUCUUCUUUGAUACAUAGAUAAAUUAAGAGAUAAAGCACAGGCAGAAACAAACAAAUCAAAGGCUAUUGAAGUUUGAAGAAAAUAAAAAUACUCCCAUAGAAAGAGCCCAUUGUAUUAUUCUCCAUAUAUGUACAUUACUAGAUUUUCAUUUCCCAUAGUUGGACUUUGGAUGGGUACGUUGUAACAAGAUUGCCUUCAAUUGAUACCCAUCACUUGCUUUUGUCAUAAAUUACUCGGUAAGUUGUUGGGAAAAAGUUAUUAUGGAUCUUAUACCACGCUAUUACACAAUCUCUCAAACGAAAGCCAAUUCACGUGCUUGAAAUUUGCAUAGACCCACCAUACCUUGUGCUUUAAUCAAAUGUUAAUAUUGGGGGUCGUGGAGAUUCGAACACACGACCAUUUGACCAAACCAUCUAUGAUAUCAUGUGAUAAACGAGUUGGUCCCAAUAACUCGAGUUGUUGGGAGAAGGUUAUUAUAGAUCUUAUACCACACUCUGACAGCUUCCACACACAUUUUCUUUCUUACCAAAUCAUAAUCUCUUUUAUUCCUUUAUAAGAAAAUUUCGUAGACUGUUACAAAGUAUCUAUCACUGAGUUCCCGACAUAAUUGUAAGAAUGUCGUCGACAUAUAGCUUGGGUUCAAAUCGAAACCUCGCGCAGGAGUUUAAAAUGAAUUUAUCACCGAUUCGUCGAUUCUUUUUGUUCAAACAACUUUGCUUGCGGAGAAGAUUACUAGUGUAAUGAAUACAUACCAAAUAUACUUGUAUUUUGAGCCUUGAAGCACAAUAAUGUAACUCUCGAGUAUUCAGGUUGAGAUUUUUUGUCCUUUAAAUAUACACCGUUUACAUAAUUGCACGACAAACGCAUUUCUUCGUUACUCAUCAAUGUCAAUCCAUUGGUUAGGUUAACCCAUGAUCACUUAGCAGGCCAACAAAUUAAAGAUUGGUCAAGUCAAAAUUUUCCUCCCCCCUUUGUCUGCUCUAUAACUUGCUUAGCACACAGCUUAUCAGAGCAAAUUCUUCUUGCUAGCUUGCUUUCAAGAAUGGAGACUAGAGAGACCCCUCAAGAAAGUCAAUCACACUCAAGUCAACAUAAUCAGCUAUAUUUUAUUCCCACCUAAAGAAUAGAAUUAGUCUUCAAGAAAAAUUAACAAAAUGCAAAAUUCUCAUUUUAGUUUCCUGUUAAGAUUGUUAUAAUGAUUUUGGUAUAACUUGUUUUUUUGUUGUCCUGUUGAUUCAAUUUGGUAGUUUGGCUUUUUGGUAUUUUUUUAAACAAACAACAACAAAAAACAAUUCCUUUUCUUGCACAUCAAGGGCACAUGCCACGUCGUUGAAUUUGACUAUUAUACUUAUGUAAUCGGAUUAGACAUAUUUACGAUAUGUUAUUGUUGAAUGAAUACCAUACUAAUUAUGUAGACCUAUACAUUUCAGGGCGUAAACGAUAAGAUAUUAAAUUCAAUACUGCAAUCGCGUACUUAUAAUUAAAGUCUUUAAACCUUCUCAACUGGUUAAUUGUACAUGCUAGGGCUUUCUCUAAUUGAAAAAAAAUUGUUACCAUAUGUGAAGAAUUUUUCCCGGAAACAAAACAUAAAUUUUUUCCCAAGAGAGAUAAGCAGAAGAAGGCUGUAAUUAAUAUUCCUCCUAUUUUGAUCUUGUGUAAGAUAGACAGAUAGAUUUUACACAAUAUCUUAUCUCCCAAAAACCCACCAACAAAAGAGAAAGAAAAUUUCGCAUAAUUCUUUGGUUUGUCCUUUCUAUCUCUUUCUUACACUUUCUCUCUCAAUCUGUUUUUUCUUUGAUUUGCUUUUCCUACCGGAAAAAAGGUUCUUUCUCUCCUGACAACCAAACGGAAACCGAACCCCAAAAAUAAACCCCUCACGUUUUUACUCAUCAGACAGAUAGCCUCCCCAUUUGAUUCUGUCCGCCAUUGUUGCACCAAAAAAAAAAAAAAACUCCGAGCUCCUUCUUACCCAAUCCGAAGAGGGUUCGGGUGGGAGGGUUGUGAAAUUUUUAUUUUUGUUGAUUACCCUGAAUGAAUUUCGACUAUUGGAUUUCUGGGUAGUAGAGAAAUCUAGUAGAGGAAUUAAGGGACAAUCGUAACUUUUUUUUUUUUUUUUUGUGGGAUUGGGAUUGAUCGGUGGUGGGUUUUUUUCAAGUCGGACGAUGAAACCGGGGACGGUGGAUUACUGGAGGGACUAUUUCCGAGCAGCGAAUUCAGACAUCUUCGAGAUAAUCGACCAUGCUAUCAUGGUGGCGGCCGCCGAUUGCCCCAAGGAGUUCCGGCAGCGGAGGGAUCGAAUAGCUGAGCGAUUGUUCUCCUGCCGAUUGGCCCAAUGCUCCGGCUGCAACCGCGUGGAGCUGGCGGUGCCGCCGCCGGAAGGUGACCAAGUAAUCCCCAAUAAGAUUAGGGAAGACGGUGGCGGCGGCAGCGACGGGAACGCGGUCGAGGAGGAAGAUGAUGACGAAGAGAUUGACAUAUUGGGCGACUUCGAUGAAGAAGAAGAAGGCGGUGGGAGUAAUAAAGAGAGUAAAGUCAAUAGUAGUACUGAUAACGGAGAUCAGCUGGUGAGUAAUUACAGCUAUGGCGAAGCUGAAGCCUUAACGGAUGAGAUUGAAGAACAGUCUCAGGUGUUUGCUGAAGUUCAAAGGAUCAAAUCUCUUCUUCUGAAUCACCGCGACGAGGCUGAAUCAACGUUGUUUGAUUCACUGAGGAGGCUUCAAUUGAUGGCUUUAUCUGUAGAUACUCUUAAGGCUACUGAGAUUGGGAAGGCUGUGAAUUCUCUGAGGAAGCACGGAUCGAAGGACAUUCGUCAGCUGGCGCGAACUCUUAUAGAUUUGUGGAAAGACCUGGUGGAUGAGUGGUACAGUGCUUCAAAGACUAUUGGAACUACUACUAUAAGGAAUGAAGGUGGAACUCCUGACUCGAUGAAUCCGUCUGUUGUUGAUGAAGAAGAAGGACUCCCUUCUCCUCCUAUGGACGAAGGGAUCUUCUUCGCGACUCAAGCUACUGGGAUGGAGCUUGGACAAUUUUUCGAUGGAAUGGAUGAUGAUGGAAAUCCUCGGGAAAUGAACAAGAACCGUGGGAAUGGAAGAAGACCACCAUCACAUGAUCCCAGGAGCAUGCCAAAGCCAAGGCCAACGAGUAAUGCUCUAAAUAGCCAAGAAGCAGCAGCCACAUUGAAGCAGAACAAGCCCUCAAGCAAUAAUUCCGGCCCAGGAAGACCUCCAAGGCAGAACCUUGAGCCAAAGUUGAAUACUAAUAAUUCGGUGACAUUGCAGAGGAAAACUGAUAAGAUUGUUACUAGCCAGAGGAAGCCAUCAAGUGGCCAACAACAGCAACAAACCAGAUUGAAGUGCUCGGAUGAAGUUUCAGUCCAGAUGAAGCUGGAAGCCACAAAGAGGAAACUUCAGGAGAGCUACCAACAAGUUGAGAAUGCCAAGAGACAGCGGACGAUACAGGUGAUGGAGUUACACGAUCUCCCGAAGCAAGGGGGGAUGGCAGGCAAUCGAAAUCCGAACAUGAGACAUGGUGGGAAUGGCAACCGGAAUUGGGCUAAUGGACGUCGUUGAGUUUUAACUCAAAUCACACUGUGUGAUAUAUACUACAUUCCUUUCUAACUUCUCUCCGAACCCGGAAAACUUGAAGAGGAGAAGAACACCAAUAACUCGAAUCGUGCAUCAACAAAUAAGAGUACAUUCUUGAGGUUGUUGGUUUCCGAAAGAAAUGGAGCUCGCGAGCUGCAUCGGAUCUCCUCGUCUCUAAACAGUCCUGUCCUGUGUAUGUUAUUCAGAUUCUGGAGAGGAGCUGCCUGCCUACAUCCACAAACCUUCAAUCAACAAGGGCAAAAGUGACAGAAAGAAACAAUCUUUUCACUUUUCUUUUGGAGGCUCUUUUGUUGUUUAACCCGAUCUUUCGUAGCUCACACAAAGUUGACAGAAACCAUUGGGAGAACAAGUGUAGAUGAUGUAUUUGAAGUUGCACAGAGGGAAGAUCCCUCUUGUGAUUCAUGUCUUAUUGACCACCAAAUUCAAUUGAGGUGAAUUGCUUGCUGUUGAUAGUUACUAUCAGCAUUUGGCAAUUGUUUGAGAUGCAUCUUCAUCUCAUUAUUAGGGCUGAGUUGGAUCUCAUUUGAUAGACUGGUAAGUGGUAACUAAUAAAAUUGACAGGGAAAUCUUUGAUAAGGAUUGAUGGACUUUGUUGUAUGAUGUGCUAUUAUUGUUCAUGGUACACUACUAUUUAAUCCUAGUCACUUUCAACUCUUCCAAGUGGCUCAAUUGCUGGUAUAGAUUGAUGUAUGCUUAAUGGUUGGUUGGUAAUGUCAGAAAGGAUUAGUGCUGGGUCGAUCAAGGGAUUAGUGAAGUGGGUUAAUGAGUGGUGUUAACUAAUAGCUGAAUUAAACUGAACUAGUAGUUGAUGUUUCAAUUAUGUCAGUAACCAACAAAUAAUUUGUGUAAGAAUUCUAUAUGGCGUUUCACUAACCACAAGAAAGAUUCAUUGGUGUUUAAACUUUAAAAGUUCGAAAAAAGUUGAUUUCUUGUAGACUACACUUUUGUGAAUUUGGUUUAUAUUUUGAUAUAUGGAUGAUCACUAACUGAACGUUAGUUCGAAAAUAAACAUCAUUAAUAGAUUUAUAUGUUUCAAUUUGAUGAUUAUCGUCUAACAUAUAUAGUGAAACUAACUUACAUUCAUGUGUAUUUAUUAUACGAAAUCGAUACGUAGAUCAUACUUCAUCUCAAUAAUAAAGGAGAAAAAAAGAACAACUAUAAGAAUUUGAAUAGAAGGACUAAACAAGUAAUUUCAUGAUUGCUUGAUUACUAAUUUUUUUUAUGUAUGCCUUUGAAGCAAGAAAAUAGGAUUUUGAUUUCAAUUAGUUCCUGCCCAUGUCAUCAUAUUUAUCCAAAUUAGCAAUAGACAUAAUGAAAAUUGGAUAAAUAUUUUCCUAUAAAUUAUGAGGUCAUCCCUACUUCACAAGGAAAGCGAGUUGGUAUGCAUCAUUCACACCAGCUGCAAAAAGAAAAAGGGAAAAAAUAAGAGAAGAGAUAUAUACAAAAGGCCACUCUAAAUUAAAAUUAUGGUACUUUUCAUUUGGUAAAAUUAGAUAAUUUAUUUUGAGGAAAACAAUAGAAACCAAACAAGAAAACAUGAUGGGCCAUUUUCUUUUGUCCACCAUGUGUGUAGAAAAUGAUGGAUUGUAUUUGUAAAACAUGACUCACACGAAGCAAUAAAAGAUGUGGAGGAGAGGAGAAGAAGAGGGCUUUCAUUUACUCAUCCACAACAAGCAAACAAAAUCAUUCUUCAUUG